Phaethon lepturus (White-tailed tropicbird) is the source of this 1746-nucleotide messenger RNA. RefSeq names its product solute carrier family 16, member 2 (thyroid hormone transporter) (gene SLC16A2). Gene Ontology annotation, biological process: transmembrane transport. The record is from RefSeq and is a predicted model, not a curated record. The transcript is spliced from 9 exons. Gene Ontology annotation, molecular function: monocarboxylic acid transmembrane transporter activity; thyroid hormone transmembrane transporter activity. NCBI's taxonomy places the organism in Eukaryota, Metazoa, Chordata, Aves, Phaethontiformes, Phaethontidae. The coding region runs from base 1 to 1746 and encodes 581 amino acids.
AUGGGACAUGGGCAAACUUGGUCCAACUUGGAGUCGCCCAACAUUAGGAGAGAUUGGGGUAGCAAGAUCUUCAGCCUCCUCGAACCCGGGGAGAUGGGACAUGGGCAAACUUGGUCCAACUUGGAGUCGCCCAACAUUAGGAGAGAUUGGGGUAGCAAGAUCUUCAGCCUCCUCGAACCCGGGGAGAUGGGACAUGGGCAAACUUGGUCCAACUUGGAGUCGCCCAACAUUAGGAGAGAUUGGGAUGUGCUGCGGGCGGGACGCAUCCGCUCCGCCGAGGAGGGCUCACAGCCGUCCGCUUCCCCGCAGCGUCUGCGUGGGCAGGGCCACCGGGUUGCUGGGGUUCCCGGGGCACCCAAAAAGGGCGCCAGAAAUGCCGAGGGCCUGGGGAAGGUGACCCUCUGCAGCGUGUCCCCGUCCCCUCCGGCGGCCGCCCUGUCCCGGCCGUGGCGCGAGGGGGAGAAGCCGCGGGAAGCGAGGGAAGACACUUCCUUCGGCGACGGAUCUGAGGUCACCUCCUGGUCCUUGAUCCCUCCAGCCCGGGCAUGGGUCGGCUCCUUGGCCAUGGGCAUGAUUUUUUUCUGCUCUCCCAUCGUCAGCAUCUUCACCGACCGGCUCGGCUGCAGGACCACGGCAGCCUCAGGAGCUGCCAUCGCCUUCAUCGGACUCCUCUCCAGCUCCUUCACCAAGUCUCUGGAAGUCCGUUAUUUCACGUACGGGAUCCUCUUUGGCUGUGGCAGCUCCUUCGCCUUCCAGCCCUCGCUGGUCAUCCUUGGUCACUACUUCAAGCGCCGCCUUGGCUUGGCCAACGGCAUCGUGGCCGGCGGCAGCUGCCUCAUCUCCGUGCCGCUCCCCUUCUUCCUGAAGAUGGUCGGGAAGGCCAUCGGGCUGGCGCAUACUUUCCAAGUACUCAGUGCCUUAAUGCUCAUCCAGAUAUUCUUGUCCCUGACCUAUCGGCCCAUCUUGCCACCUUCUUGUGACUCUCAGCACGACGGGCAGGACAAGCUGGGCAGCCGGAGCAUGCGGCAGCAGUGCUGGUCCCAGACGCGCAAGUAUUUCAACUUGAGGGUUUUCCGGAGAAAGACCUAUCGGAUUUGGGCCUUUGGGAUCGCUACGGCUGUCCUGGGAUACCUUGUACCUUACAUGAACCUGGUAAAAUACGUGGAGAAGCGAUUUCAAGAAACGAAAAAGGACUGGAUCCUCCUGGUUUGUCUCGGGGCCAUGUCAGGGCUGGGGCGCUUGGUUUCAGGCCGCAUUGGCGACUGCAUUCCCGGGCUGAAGAAGAUUUACCUGCAGGUUGCGUCCUUCGUGCUGUUGGGCAUCCUGUGCAUGAUGAUCCCCCAGUGCCGAGGGUUCGAGGGCGUCAUUGUCAUCUGCCUCUUCCUCGGCCUUUGCGAUGGCUUCUUCACCACCAUCAUGGCCCCCAUCGCCUUCGAGCUGGUGGGGCCCAUGCAGGCAUCCCAGGCCAUAGGGUACCUCAUGGGGCUGAUGGCCGUGCCCAUGACCGCGGGUACGCCGAUCGCAGGAUACCUCAAUGAUUAUUUUGGGAAUUACGACGCGGCCUUUUAUUUUGCCGGAGUGCCCCCCAUCAUCGGCGGCUUGGUGCUCUCCGUCGUCCCGCUGGUCCAUCAGAGGAUGCUGAAGAAGCAGCGCCUGGAUUCCGGCAAAGACAAGAUGCUGGUCUCGGAGGCGGUGGUGAACGGGGAGCUGCUGCCGGGCUGCCCGGCCUCCGAAGCACACAUGUAG